Messenger RNA from Cornus florida, 1621 nucleotides. RefSeq lists its product as uncharacterized. Lineage: Eukaryota; Viridiplantae; Streptophyta; Magnoliopsida; Cornales; Cornaceae. The transcript is spliced from 9 exons. The record is from RefSeq and is a predicted model, not a curated record. Gene Ontology annotation, biological process: proteolysis. The coding region runs from base 1 to 1521 and encodes 506 amino acids. Gene Ontology annotation, molecular function: dipeptidyl-peptidase activity; serine-type exopeptidase activity.
AUGUCGACCUUGCUUACACUUUUGUUUCAGUGGCUUUCUUUGCUUUCUCUAAUCUCCUCAUCAACCAUUGUGUCUGCCAAACAAUAUAAUAUACCAAGGCUCAGUGUUUUUGGAGGAAAUUUCGAAGAAGAACGUCGAAUAGGAACACAAGCAGCAGAAGAAGUAAAACUCUCAAAAGACUUUGAACACUUUUUCUACAACCAAACACUCGAUCAUUUCAAUUACAAGCCUGAAAGCUAUGCCACUUUCCAACAAAAAUAUGUGAUAAAUUCCAAAUACUGGGGUGGCGCAAAGGAAAACGCGCCAAUCUUGGUUUAUUUUGGUUCCGAGUCUCCAUUGACAGAUAAUCAAAUAUAUAAUAUUGGAUUUCUUGAAGAUAAUGCCCCUCAUCUUAAAGCUCUCUUAAUCUAUAUAGAGCAUCGGUACUAUGGACAAUCAGUUCCAUUCAUAUCAUUUGGAGAAGCGUUGAAAAAUUCUACUCUUCGCGGUUAUUUCAAUUCAGCUCAAGCAAUAGCAGAUUAUGCAGAAAUAAUCUUACACGUGAAGGAGAAAUUUUCUGCUCACUACUCUCCGGUUAUUGCCAUUGGAGGAUCCUAUGGAGGAAAACUUACAACAUGGUUUCGGCUGCACUAUCCCCACAUCGCCCUCGGAGCCCUAGCCUCAUCGGCACCUGUCCUGUACUUCGAUGACAUCACUCCACAAGAUGGGUAUUUUAAGAUCAUCACAAAGGAUUUCAAGGAAGCCAGUGAGACUUGCUACCAGACUAUAAAACAAUCGUGGUCUGAAAUUGAUAAAAUUGGUUCUCAGCAGAAUGGUCUUUCAAUCCUUAGCCAAAAAUUCAAGACCUGCUUGCCCUUAAACUCAUCAGAAGACCUCAAAGACUACUUAGAAGCCACCGUAUAUACCGUUGCAGCUCAAUAUAAUCAUCCACCAAAAUAUCCGGUUUCUAGGAUCUGUGCUGCCAUUGAUGGAGCACCUCAAGGAACCGAUAUUUUUAGCCGGAUAUUUGCUGGUGUCGUUGCCUAUAGAGGGGUUCGACCAUGCUAUAAUAUGACCAAAAAUCCCAAUGAUACACCUGAUGGGUAUAGAUGGCAAAUGUGCAGUGAGAUGGUGAUGCCCAUUGGUCAUGGGAAUGAAUCUAUGUUCGAAACUGAUUUUUUCGAUUUAAAUAACUUCACCAAGGACUGUGUUAGCUCGUUUGGCGUCCCACCAAGACCUCAUUGGGUCACAACCUAUUAUGGAGGCCAUGAUAUAAGAUUGGUUCUCCAAAGGUUUGGUAGCAACAUCAUUUUCUCCAAUGGAAUGAAAGAUCCUUAUAGCAUUGGCGGGGUGUUGGAUGGCAUAUCAGACACUAUUCUUUCCAUCAAUACCGCAAAUGGAUCUCAUUGUUUAGACAUACAUAGGGCAAAGGAGACUGAUCCAGAUUGGUUGAUCAAGCAACGACAGACAGAGAUAGACAUCAUUAAAGGAUGGAUUAAAAACUACUUUAUUGAUCUUUCAUCCACUCAGAAAAUAAAAUAAUUGUUGUGUUGUACGUGUAUGAUAUGGAGUCCCUCCAUCAAGUAUCAAGAGAUGCAGUACUGCGUGUAUAAUGUGGUGCCAAAAUUGUAAAUAGUAAAAU